Molecule: messenger RNA, 972 nt
Organism: Adineta steineri
Lineage: Eukaryota; Metazoa; Rotifera; Eurotatoria; Adinetida; Adinetidae
Source: the annotation of a GenBank genome assembly
AUGGAAAAAUCUUCGGUAAAAAGUACUCCUUGUCGUUCUAUCAUGUCUAUGGAAACUCUUUCAUUUAAUCAGCCAAAAUUUUGUCCAACAGCAAUUUGGGAUACAAAUGGAAUUAAUUUUGCUGAUAAAACAACAGUUGGUUCGAAUCCCACAGGCAUUUUUAUUGAUACGAACAAUACAGUUUAUGUUCCUCAUGGACAAAACAAACAAAUUUUGGUGUGGUUUAAUGGUAGUAACUAUCCAGCAAAAAUUAUUUCUGCCAAUAUCUCAAACUCGCGCUCCAUCUUCGUUACAAACAACGGGAAUAUCUUUAUUGAUAACGGUGAAUUGAAUGGUCGAGUUGAUAAGUGGAUUUCAAAUACAAAUACAUUCGUCAAUGUUAUGAAUGUUAAUGCAUCAUGCCGGGGUCUAUUUGUCGAUAUCAAUGAUACGUUAUACUGUUCAAUGUAUAGACAUCAUCAAGUUGUGAAAAGAUGGAUGAAUGAUGAGUCGAUGACAUCAGUCAUUGCUGCUGGGACAGGUAAAGCGGGACCUGGUUUGAAUGAACUUAAUCGUCCUGAGGGAAUCUUUGUGGAUGUGAACUUUGAUUUAUAUGUAGCAGAUUGUUACAAUCGUCGAAUUCAACUCUUUCAUUCAGGAGAAUCAAAUGGAACAACAGUAGCAGGAGAGAGUUCGCCAAAUCGAACAAUCAGACUUGGUUGUCCGACUGCAAUUGUAUUAGAUGCUCAGAAAUAUUUGUUCAUUGCAGAUAUAGUGAAUGAUGACUAUGAUCGUAUUGUUGGAUCAGGACCAAAUGGUUUUCAAUGUUUAGUUGGAUGUAAUAGAUGGGGUUCAUUUUCGCGUGAAUUAGCAUCCCCACAAACUAUUAGUUUUGAUACUUAUGGAAAUAUGUUUGUUACUGACUCCGAUCAUAAUCGAAUUCAAAAAUUUCUAUCCUUAGAAAAUUGUUGUGGUAAGUUAAGAAUUGUUUAA